Messenger RNA from Necator americanus (New World hookworm), 231 nucleotides. RefSeq lists its product as uncharacterized. NCBI's taxonomy places the organism in Eukaryota, Metazoa, Nematoda, Chromadorea, Rhabditida, Ancylostomatidae. The record is from RefSeq and is a predicted model, not a curated record. The transcript is spliced from 5 exons. Bases 1 to 231 code for a protein of 76 amino acids.
AUGCGUCGUUCCUCUAUUCUUUUCGUACUCAUUGCCAUCGCCACUUUGAGGGCUGAGGCUAGCUACUAUCACCACAAUCUUCACGGACACCGUUUGACCGGACACGUCCACCACGUUUCAGCAGUAGCUCCUCUUCACUACGUUCACCACCCUCUUCUUCAUUUCCACCAUGGUCACGGUGGUUUGAUUCCAUUCAAGCGGAAGCAGAAAGGUGGAAUAGCGAAGAAAUGA